AUGAAGAUUUCUCUUGUCACUGGUGUCCUAUUAUCCGUGUUAUGUUGUAUCAAAGCUCAGGACGGAUACGGGUAUGACAGCUAUGAUAGUUACGGGGAUAGAGGUUAUGGAGCAAUAGGCUUUUAUGGAAGACGAGGCUAUUAUGGGGGAGAUUAUGAUGGUAAUGAUGGAUAUUAUGGAAGGGGAGGCUACUAUAGGAGAGGCUUUGAUGGUUAUGACAGUUAUGGAGACAGAGACGGAUUUUACGGACGGUAUAGAGGCUAUUUUAGAGGCGGGUAUGACCCAUAUGACAGAUACGAUGGUUACGGUGAUAAUGGGGGAUUUUAUGGUAUGUCAAGACGAGGUUAUUUCAGUGGAGGCAUUUAUGGUCCAUAUCGGAGCUUCUAUAGACGUGGUGGUUUCUCUCCGUACGGCGGUUUCUAUAGAAGAAGUUUUUAUGGCCCAAGAUUCCACGGUUCUCAUUUCCACAUGCACAGACGGUUCAUAUAUUCAAUGCAGAUCUACAAUGGAGACACCGAGGUACAGGCUGCAGGGCACUUGUUGCAGGGAGGUGUUGUUGAAUUGGAAUAA
Molecule: messenger RNA, 570 nt
Organism: Mercenaria mercenaria
Lineage: Eukaryota; Metazoa; Mollusca; Bivalvia; Venerida; Veneridae
Product: heterogeneous nuclear ribonucleoprotein A3-like
Exons: 2
Coding region: 1-570 (189 amino acids)
Source: RefSeq, a predicted model, not a curated record